AAUGGGUUUGAGAUAAUUGGAUUUUUUUAGAAAAUUAAAUACUGAUAUUGGUGAUACUUCAUCAUCUUUAGGAGGAUUCUUAACCAUGAUAGCAUUUGCAGUAAGCUUUUAAUAUAUUUCUUGAUAGUUGGUUACUAUUUUAACAAUGAAUGAAUGUAGAUUAUUCUUUAGCACAGAAUUAAACUAUUAAACUGUGAUUGACAAUGACACUGAAUAAUUUAUCAAAGUUUAUUUAGAUAUGAUUGUUGGAGCUCCAUGUAUGGUGUUGUCAUUGGAUUAAUAAGAUGAAGUAGGAGUACACGUAAUGGAUGUUUCUGGUACAUUGAAAAAGAUUUCUCUUGAUAAAGAUAGACAUGUGUUGCCCUCAGUAAUUAAACAAUAAUAUUCAUAUAAAGAUUGAUAAUAAUGAAAGACCUAAUUAUAGAGGAAGUGAAUAAGAAUUAAUAGAUGCAAUUGAAGCAAUCAAUCAAGGUGACUAAUGUUAAUUGAAGGGAUUUUUCUAAGUAAAUAAAGUCCCAGGUAAUUUCCAUGUGAGUUAUCAUGCACAUCAUCAUUUAAUAUAAAGAAUUCAUCAAAGAGAUUUGUAAACUUAUAGAAAACUUAAAUUGGAUCAUUCAAUAUAUGAAUUAAGAUUUGGAGAGAUCUCUACCUCUUCUAAAAUGAAGAAAUAUCCUAAAUCUUUAUAAAAAUUUUAAUCUUCAUGGAAUUCAAUAGCUAAAUAAGCUCCUGAAGGAGAAAAAUAAGAUUAUGAAUAUUAUAUUAAUGCAUUGCCAGUUAGAUUUUAUGAUGAGAAUGAACGAAAUUAUCAAACUCUUUAUAAAUAUUCCAUAAAUGAAGCAUAAAUGACAAGAACAUUUACAGAAAUAGAUUCAAUCUAUUUUAAAUAUCAAAUUAGUCCAGUUAAUAUGGUCUAUUCAAUUUAAAAGAAAUCUGUAUAUCAUUUUAUUGUUCAACUAUUGGCUAUUGUAGGUGGAGUAUUUGCAGUUAUAGGAAUCCUCAAUUCAAUUAUAUAAAAAGCAAUUUGA
Paramecium pentaurelia is the source of this 1025-nucleotide messenger RNA. Lineage: Eukaryota; Ciliophora; Oligohymenophorea; Peniculida; Parameciidae. The record is from the annotation of a GenBank genome assembly.